Molecule: messenger RNA, 2056 nt
Organism: Portunus trituberculatus (swimming crab)
Lineage: Eukaryota; Metazoa; Arthropoda; Malacostraca; Decapoda; Portunidae
Product: endochitinase-like
Exons: 9
Coding region: 1-1794 (597 amino acids)
Biological process (GO): chitin catabolic process; carbohydrate metabolic process
Cellular component (GO): extracellular region
Molecular function (GO): chitinase activity; chitin binding
Source: RefSeq, a predicted model, not a curated record
AUGGUCAGAGUUCCUCUCAGAAACCUAGAGGAAAAUGGUAUGAUCACAAAAGAAACCUUCCUGGGGAAAUCGAAAUGCUUCUUUGACACUGCAGUGAAAUACCUGGAUGCAUGGGGUAAGGAUACUGACGAUCUCCAAGACCUGAGCUGUCUUCUCCUGAGAAAACGGCCUCAGCGGUUGGAAAUUGAGAAGGCAGUAGAAACUCUUAGAAGGAAAUGCCCCAAUGUUACAAUUGAUGAAGACAUUCUUUUUGAUGAGGUGUCUGGUCUGCAGGAGUUCCUUCAGGGUGGAAUACUGGAGGAAUGGAAAAGAGAGGAUACACCACUCAAUCAGAGAUGGCACUCAGUUAGUGAUGAAGCUUAUUUUCACUGCUAUUUUAAUGUCUAUACAAAUUUUUCAUAUAACGACGAUUUAGGAAAGGUUUUGUUACAGAAUGACAUAAAUCAAAAUGGAUUUAUGAACUUCACGAAUUUGGCACGAACAACACCUGGUCUUCACAGUAUGCUGGCUAUUGGUGGUUGGGGUGAAGGCGGCAAGAAAUAUUCCGAAAUGGCUGGUGUACCUGCAAGGAGGGCCUCCCUCAUAAAGAGUAUUGUAGCAUUCAUGAAUACUUAUGGUUUUGACGGAUUCGAUCUCGAUUGGGAGUAUCCGGGAGCAGCGGAUCGAGGAGGCACUUUUAAGGACAAGGAUACUUUCAGGGAUUUCGUAAGAGAACUGCGGGAGGCUUUCGAUAACGAGAAGAAAAACUGGGAGAUCACAAUGGCAGUACCUGUAGCGAAGUUUCGGCUACAAGAAGGUUAUCAUGUGCAGGAACUGUGUUAUCUUAUGGAUGCUGUUCAUGUUAUGACCUACGACCUGCGAGGGAACUGGGCAGGCUUCGCAGAUGUCCACUCACCUCUCUACAAGCGGCCAUUCGACCAAUGGGCCUAUGAAACGCUUAACGUGAAUGACGGUUUGCAGCUAUGGGUCAACCUGGGAUGUCCAAAGGAUAAGCUGAUCGUUGGUGUUCCAUUUUACGGGAGAACGUACACACUUGGGAGCCCCAACACAAAUAGCCUGAGGGCGCCGGUUAAGAAAUGGGAAGGCGGCGGGUUGCCCGGGAAGUACACUGGAGCCAAGGGCUUCCUUGCCUACUAUGAGAUUUGUGAAAUGAUGCAAAACGAUAAGGCUUGGGCUGAUAAGUGGGACGACAUAGGGAAAUGUCCCUACACCCACAAAGGUAACCAGUGGGUAGGCUACGAGAAUGCAAAGAGCCUGCAGAUCAAGAUGGACUUCAUCAAAGCAAAUGGCUACGGUGGGGCCAUGGUUUGGGCCAUCGACAUGGAUGACUUUCAUGGAACAUGUGGACCCACUAACCCGUUGAUAACAAUUCUUUACAAUAGCAUGAACAAUUACAAAGUGCCCGUUCCACCGAUCACCACUACGACCCCAAGAUCGACCUAUUGGAAACCAUGGACACCGUCUUCUACUACUCCCCUCUCCACUAAAAUUCCUACCAUUUCAGCCACCCCUUCCACACCCAUCAUACAAACUGAUGUUUCUGUUGGUCCAACGGAUAUAGUAAAUGUUCCUUCUAAGCCCCCAAAGACUCAGUCACCAUCUAUUAAUUAUCCCACAGCCCAAACGCCUACUAAGGAUUGCAGCACAGGUGAAGAGUUCUUGCCUCAUAGAGACUGCAGGAAGUAUUACCACUGCAACCAUGGGGAACCUAUGGAACGUGAAUGCAUGUCUGGGACAAUGUGGGAUCAAAGCCAAAAGACCUGCAUCUGGCUGAACGUUCGUUCAUGCCUAUGAAAAGACUGCACCAUAAGUAGAGCCUGUUUUGGCUUUACAUAUUGUCGAGGUUAUAGGUCGAAUUUUUAUUUAUGAUUUAUUGAAAUAUUACUGUCCUCUUUAAGGUCUUCUAUUACCAAAUAACUUAAUAUACUGAUCGAAAACCACCAUUUUCUAACUGUUUAUUAAAAUGUGCAGGUUGUAGAUGAUCGCUACUUUUCACAGCACACCUUCAGUAAAUUUGUUGCUGGUGACGUAAUGAAUAAAACAAUACAGUUGUAAA